AUGGAAUACUUUGUAAAGUUUAUUAAGCCUUCCAAAUAUGCUUCCUUUUUGGUUUCCAAUGCUAGGGAUGAAAUGAGUUGUUAUGUAACGGGCGUGUCCGAAGAUCUUGAAGAAGAAUGUCGUGCAACUAUGCUUCAUGAAAAUAUGGAUAUUUCUAGGUUGAUGGUUCAUGCUCAACAAGUAGAGGAGAGUCGUCUAAGGAAGAGGAAUAGGGAAUCUAAGAAGGAAAGAUCUUUUGAAAGUGGUUCUUCCAAGAGUAGGCUUGACAUUCAAGACAAGCCUAAGUUCAAGAAGAGGUUUUCAAACCAGGUUCCUUCAAAUAUCUCCAAGACUUGCAAUGAUAGGAUGUCUAAUUCUGAACCUCAAAAGGGGAUAGAUUUUGAUCCACCACGAGAAAUACCAACUUGUGGUAGGUAUGGUAAGAAACAUGUGGGUGAAUGCCUUAUUGGAACUAAUAGUUGCUAUGGUUGUGGCAAAGGUGGACAUUUGUUGAAAGAUCGUCCCAAUGUGAGGAGUCAAGGAAAUGGUAGUAUCCGAUGUCAAUCAAGCGAUCCUAUCUCUGAAGCUCAAAAAAGGAACCAUUUUUAUGCACUCAAGGCUAGGGGUGAACAAGAGAGCUCCCCCGAUGUUGUGAUUGGUAUGUUACAUAAUGUAGUAUAUAGGGUCAAAACAUACAGUUACUACACCCCAAGGACCACCGGAAGGUUCCUUGGGGAGGACCCAAAGUUGGGUAAUAAAGCUGCCAAGGCAACUUGCGUGCAGGCAGAUUCUGGUCGUUGCUGCGCUUCGCACAGCCAUAACGUGGGAAUAUGA
Messenger RNA from Solanum lycopersicum (tomato), 813 nucleotides. RefSeq lists its product as uncharacterized. Lineage: Eukaryota; Viridiplantae; Streptophyta; Magnoliopsida; Solanales; Solanaceae. The record is from RefSeq and is a predicted model, not a curated record.